AUGUACGAUUAUCAUAUUCGAUUGGGAUGUCUGCAAAUUGCACCUGAGUACGAAUAUACAAACCAUUGUUUUCAGGAUCCAAGGCAAUUGUGGAAAAGAGUGAUGGUGCCGAUUGCGAUUAUAAUUGUUAUAGUUUAUGCUACCAUGGUAUUUAUUAGCAGCAUUGCUUUCCCAUAUACAAGGAUAAAGAUUAAACCCCGUAUGCUCUUCAGUUGGAAUUUUACACCAUUGAAAGCCCAAGAGUUGACUAUGUUCACAAAGUGUUUGAAAUAUGGAAGUAAUUCGAUCUAUCCAAAAUCAACUACAGUGGAUUCUUCUCGUCUUAUGGGUGACUUCCUUUCUCUCCUGUCUCUUUUCCAGAUUAAUUACCAUUCUCUCCACAAAGCUCAGACUGGCUCCGUUCACCGAAACCUGCUGACAUUUCUUGGAAACUAUUUUAGCGGUGGACUAUAUCUUACAAAGCGCUGUCUCAGUUGUGCAAAGUCCUAUAAUAGAGGGUUCCUCCACCGCUGA
This is a messenger RNA of Phycomyces blakesleeanus NRRL 1555(-), 513 nucleotides long. RefSeq lists its product as hypothetical. The record is from RefSeq and is a predicted model, not a curated record. The transcript is spliced from 3 exons. Bases 1 to 513 code for a protein of 170 amino acids. NCBI's taxonomy places the organism in Eukaryota, Fungi, Mucoromycota, Mucoromycetes, Mucorales, Phycomycetaceae.